UGCAGUGUUGUUGCGCAGGGUUAGCGGCGCUUCCAUUUUGUCCGUGCUGCUAAUUGUAUAAGUGGGGGAAUAUCCUGUGGCGAGAGAAUACACACGGACACAAGGUGAUUCACCCCGCUCUCCAUCAUGGCUGACGUCAAGAAUUUUUUGUACGCAUGGUGUGGGAAGAAGAAGAUUACCCCAAAUUAUGAGAUCCGGGCAGCAGGAAAUAAAAAUCGACAAAAGUUCUUGUGUGAGGUUCGAGUGGAUGGCUAUAACUACACUGGAAUGGGGAACUCUACAAAUAAAAAGGAUGCCCAGAGUAACGCAGCCCGGGACUUUGUCAACUAUCUGGUUCGAAUGGGUGAAGUGAAAAGUGAGGAAGUUCCAUCACUUGCGGCUGGUCAGAGCAAUGCUGUGGAUGGAUUUGUCCCAACUGAAGGUCCCUCUGGAGGGCCUUUGCCUCCACACUUGGCCUUGAAAGAAGACACUUACGACGGUCCUUCUGAUUUUGGAAAUGCGGAUUUAGGCUCUGGUUUUAGUGGUGGAGCCAACUGGGAGCGUGGAGCCAACCUGAAAGAUUAUUAUUCCAGAAAGGAAGAACAGGAGAAUAAGGCUACUCUAGAAUCCGAGGAAGUAGAUUUGAAUGCUGGUUUACAUGGGAACUGGACCCUUGAGAAUGCUAAGGCCCGUCUAAAUCAGUUCUUCCAAAAAGAAAAGACCCAGGGGGAAUACAAAUACUCGCAAGUGGGUCCUGACCACAACAGGAGCUUUAUUGCAGAAAUGACCCUCUAUGUUAAGCAGCUUGGAAGAAGGGUCACUGCCAGGGAGCAUGGUUCUAACAAGAAACUGGCAGCACAGUCAUGUGCCCUAUCACUUGUGCGCCAGCUUUACCAUCUGGGUGUCAUUGAGGCUUACUCUGGACAGACGAAGAAGAAAGAGGGAGAAUCUCUGGAGCCUUAUGAGGUAAACCUAAGCCCAGAUAUUCAAAAACAACUACAGAGUGUAAUUCAGGAGCUGGGCCUUGAAGUGCCCUAUGCGCCCCAGGACUCUACGCAGCCAGUCACACUUACUCUGGGGAAGCUGGUGCAUUUUGAGCCUUCUCAGCGGCAGAGUAUGUCUGGAGUGGUCCCUUGGUCUCCUCCACAGGAGAACUGGAACCCAUGGACCAGCAGCAACAUUGAUGAGGGUCCGUUGGCAUUUGCGACCCAGGAGCAGAUCAGUUCUGAAUUGAAGAGCGAAAUUGCGUACCAUUCACAGCAGAACGACAUGCAGCAGAUCCUGGGUGAACGUGAUGCUCUUCCUGUUAAAAAAUUUGAAAAUGAAAUCUUGCAAACCGUGCACAAUAACCCUGUUGUUAUCAUCAGAGGGGCCACUGGCUGUGGCAAGACUACUCAAGUGCCACAGUACAUUUUGGAUGAGUUUAUCCAUAACGGCAAGGGAGCGCAGUGCAACAUCGUCGUGACACAGCCAAGAAGAAUCAGUGCAGUAUCUGUUGCAGAACGUGUUGCUUAUGAGAGAGGAGAGGAGGUUGGGAAAAGCUGUGGCUACAGUGUACGUUUUGAGUCUGUACUCCCUCGCCCUCAUGCCAGUAUGCUUUUCUGUACCGUGGGUGUCCUCUUGAGGAAACUGGAAUCCGGCAUCAGAGGAAUUAGCCACGUAAUUGUGGAUGAAAUACAUGAACGUGAUAUUAAUACUGACUUUCUGCUAGUUGUUCUGCGAGAUGUGAUUCAAGCAUUCCCAGAUAUACGAGUUAUCCUCAUGUCAGCCACCAUUGACACAAGCAUGUUCUGUGAAUAUUUCUUUAAUUGCCCCAUCAUUGAAGUGUUCGGCAGAACCUUCCCUGUGCAAGAAUAUUUUCUUGAGGACUGCAUACAGAUGACUUGCUUCAUACCACCACCAAGGGACAAGAAGAAAAAGGAUAAAGAUGAAGAAGGUGGAGAAGAUGAUGAUGCCAACUGUAAUUUAAUCUGCGAGGGUGAUUACGGUCCUGAGACACGACGCUCAAUGUCACAGCUUAGUGAAAAAGAGACUCCUUUUGAACUCAUCGAAGCUCUUCUGAAGUACAUUGAAACACUUAACGUUCCUGGAGCAGUACUUGUGUUUUUGCCUGGCUGGAACCUCAUCUACACCAUGCAGAAGCAUCUUGAGAUGAACCCACAUUUUGGAAGCCUCCGGUAUCACAUCUUGCCACUGCAUUCCCAGAUCCCACGAGAAGAGCAGCGCAGGGUGUUUGACCCUGUGCCUGAUGGGAUAACCAAGGUUAUUUUAUCUACCAAUAUUGCUGAGACGAGCAUAACUAUAAAUGAUGUUGUUUACGUUAUAGAUUCCUGCAAACAAAAGGUGAAGCUGUUUACUUCUCACAACAACAUGACAAAUUAUGCUACUGUCUGGGCUUCUAAGACCAAUCUGGAACAGCGCAAGGGCAGAGCAGGGCGCGUACGGCCUGGGUUUUGUUUCCAUCUUUGCAGCAGGGCUCGCUUUGAACGUCUGGAGACCCACCUCACUCCAGAGAUCUUCCGUACUCCAUUGCAUGAAGUGGCUCUAAGUAUUAAGCUUUUACGCUUGGGUGGCAUCGGACAGUUCCUUUCCAAAGCUAUUGAGCCCCCGCCACUGGAUGCUGUGAUAGAAGCAGAGCACACGCUAAGAGAGUUGGAUGCAUUGGAUUCAAAUGAUGAACUGACGCCCCUAGGCAGAAUCCUGGCUAAACUGCCCAUUGAACCACGGCUGGGGAAGAUGAUGAUUAUGGGUUGCAUUUUUUACGUUGGUGAUGCGUUGUGCACCAUUUCUGCUGCAACUUGCUUCCCUGAGCCUUUUAUCAACGAAGGCCGCAGACUGGGAUAUGUUCAUAGGAACUUUGCUGGAAGUCGGUUCUCUGAUCACGUGGCAUUGCUGUCAGUUUUCCAAGCGUGGGAUGAUGCAAGAAUGGGCGGCGAGGAUGCAGAAAUUCGCUUCUGUGAGCAUAAACGUCUCAACAUGGCCACGCUUCGCAUGACAUGGGAAGCAAAAGUACAGCUCAAAGAUAUAUUAGUAAAUUCAGGAUUCCCUGAAGAGUGUUUAAUGAAUCAAGUUUUUAACAAUACGGGUCCAGAUAACAACUUGGAUGUGGUCAUUUCCCUUUUGGCUUUUGGUGUUUAUCCUAAUGUCUGUUACCACAAGGAAAAGCGGAAAAUUCUUACUACAGAGGGGCGCAAUGCACUUAUCCACAAGUCAUCUGUUAAUUGUCCCUUCAGCAAUCAAGACCUUAAAUAUCCAUCUCCAUUUUUUGUCUUCAGUGAGAAGAUCCGCACCAGAGCAAUCUCUGCUAAGGGGAUGACCAUGGUGAGUCCAUUGCAGCUGCUGCUCUUCGCUUCCAAGAAAGUAAUCUCUGAUGGACAGCUAAUACUGCUGGAUGACUGGAUUAAACUCUUAAUGCCUCACGAAGACGCUGCCUACGUCACCGGUUUGAGAGCUGCGGUGGAGGCCCUAGUGGUCGAAGUCACAAAGGAACCAGAGAUUUUGUCUAACUUGGAUCCCGUGAAUGAAAGGAUGCUGAACUUGAUUCGCCUGAUUUCCAGGCCCUCCACAGCUGGAAUUAAUCUGAUGGCCGGCAAUGCCAGGUUUGGGGAUGGUCCACGGCCUCCAAAAAUGGCUCGGCUUGAUGGUGGCUUCCAUGGCAAUAGAGGAAGAGGCUUCCAAGGUGGAUAUAACGCUCGAGGCGGUUACGGAGGAAAUGACUCUGGUUACAGAGGGUUUAGAGGAGGGGGUGGCUUCAGGGGUGGCAACCAAGGUGGUGGCUUCAGAGGUGGCAACCAAGGUGGUGGCUUCAGAGGUGGCAACCAAGGUGGUAGCUUCAGAGGUGGCAACCAAGGUGGUGGCUUCAGGGGUGGCAACAGUGGAGGAGGCGGAUACAGGGGUGGCAACUAUGGAGGUGGAUUUGGGGGUGGUUACCAAGGACGAGGUGGUGGCUAUGGAGGAAACUACCAAGGAAGAGGAGGUGGUUUUGGAGGCCAAUCAUGUGGUGGAUUCUAAGGACAUAUUUUUCUUUUCACCAUUUUUCUCACUGGGCACAAUUAUGUGCAUGUUCUGAAAGUUCAAAGUCUGACAAAAAUGUGAAAUAUUCUGUUUGGCUUUGUUUAUGUUUUUCCUUUGUAAUAAAGGGUUUUUUUUAUCAAGUAUUUCUAUGCCCUGGCAGACUGCUGCAUGUGGAUAUAGAUUAUAUUGCGCAUGUGCACCUAUUCAUACAACAUACCUAACAAAGUAUAAUUUGAUGUCCAAUAA
Messenger RNA from Spea bombifrons (plains spadefoot toad), 4239 nucleotides. It is a transcript of the gene DHX9, whose product is annotated as DExH-box helicase 9. Gene Ontology annotation, cellular component: ribonucleoprotein complex; intracellular anatomical structure; nucleolus. Gene Ontology annotation, molecular function: ATP binding; 3'-5' DNA helicase activity; 3'-5' DNA/RNA helicase activity. NCBI's taxonomy places the organism in Eukaryota, Metazoa, Chordata, Amphibia, Anura, Pelobatidae. Gene Ontology annotation, biological process: positive regulation of transcription by RNA polymerase II; regulation of mRNA processing. The transcript is spliced from 28 exons. Bases 127 to 3990 code for a protein of 1287 amino acids. The record is from RefSeq and is a predicted model, not a curated record.